UUGUAUCUGCCUUGACAGAUAACUUCCCUAAGAGUUGUUGAUGGUUUAAUUAUUUUGAUUUAGAUACACUUACAUGAUAUUCCGUCAAGGGGAAAGAACAAGGAAUUCGGGUCUUCGUCAAUGGCAUUAAAUAAAAAAUAAAGACAACCUUAUAGUCCUUUUGCUCGUCUUGCUUACCAGUUCAAUCUAAUAUCUUCUUUCUUGAAAUUGAACUUUUUUCGAUCCCUCGUUCUGAACGAUAGAGAAAAUGGUUUGGGAAAUUGCGGUUGCAGCGGCUGUGGGAAAGGCGUUACUCUCGUCGUCUUUUAGUAUGCUGUUUAAGGAGAUGGCUUCCGGCAAGUUCCUAGACUUCUUCCGGACAAAGAAACUCAGCCUCGAUCUCUUGCAGAAGUUGAAGUUGAAGCUACUAGCUGUCAACUCUGUGCUCGAUGACGCUGAGGAGCAGCAGCAUGUCAUGAACUUACCAGUUAAAGAGUGGCUGGAUGAACUGAAGGACGCUCUUUAUGAAGCAGAGGAUCUGUUCGAUGAGAUUGCAGCUGAAGCUUUGAAGUACGACAUGGAAGCUGGGUAUCAAACCCAAAAAGAACAGGUAGAUGCUUUUAACGCUGCUCUUAAGAAAAUUGUUGACAGAUUAGAGCUUAUAGCUGAAGAAAAAGACUUCCUUAGUCUGAAGGAAGGCCCAAGUGACAAAUCGUUACCAAGAUUGCCUACAACUUCCUUGGUCAACGAAUCUGAAGUAUGCUUCCGGAGUAAUGAAAGGGAGCUAAUAGUUGACCUUUUGCUAUCAGAUCAUAGAACAACUGAGAAUGGAAUACCUGUGAUUGUAAUUGCAGGAAUGGGUGGCAUUGGCAAGACCACCCUCGCUCAGUUUGUGUACAAUGAUAGGAGGGUGAGGGAUUCUUUUGAUUUGACAGCAUGGGCUUAUGUCUCGGAAACAUCAUCUGAUGUUUUCAAGGUGACCAAAACAAUUUAUGAAUCUCUCAUCUUCAACCCUUGCAGUCUUAAUAACUUAAACAUACUUCAGGUUAAACUGGAGAGUGUUCUGGCGGGAAGGAGGUUUCUACUUGUCUUGGAUGAUAUGUGGAAUGACAGUCUUAUUGAUUGGGAUCUUCUCCAAAUACCAUUUCAAGUUGCAGCACGUGGAAGUAAGAUCAUCAUGACAACACGAUGUCAAAGUGUUUCAUCCACUAUGCAUUCUGUUCUUGUUUGUUCUUUGACACCAUUGAGAUAUCAAGAUUGCUGGUCAAUAUUUGCAAAGCAUGCUUUUGGAAAUGAAGAUUUGAUCAAUGAAGAUUCUCCAUUAAAAUCGAUUGGCAGGAGGAUUGUGGAAAAGUGCCAAGGUCUGCCCUUAGCUGUUAAAACGCUUGGAUGUCUUUUGCAUUCCAAAGUAGAAGCUAAUGAAUGGGACGAUGUAUUGAAUAGUAAAAUAUGGGAUUUGCCAAGUGGUAAGAGCCAUAUUCUACCGGCCUUGAGAUUGAGUUACUAUCAUCUCCCUUCUCAUCUAAAGAAGUGCUUUGCCUAUUGUUCCAUUUUUCCUAAGGGUCAUGAAAUUGGAAAGAAGGACUUGGUUCGCUUGUGGAUAGCAGAAGGCCUGGUGCAGCAGCAAAAGGGUGCAAGAACUGAGGAAGUAGCUGAACAGUACUUCGAUGAGCUAGUAUUAAGGUCAUUUCUCCAACGGUCGGGUCAUGGUUCAUGCUUUAAAAUGCAUGACCUUUUGAAUGAUUUAGCUCAACAUGUAGCAGGAGAGUUCAGUUUCAAAUUUGAGGAUGAUGGCUUACCCCUAAACCCAGAAAGAGUUCGCCAUUUGUCAUACAUAACGAAUCGUGAUGAAGCUCCCGACAAAUUUGAGGCCUUUUCUGAAGUAUUCAACCAUUUGCGAACUUUUCUACCACUCAAAUCAUCAGCCACUUCCAGCAGGGUUCCUUUGUCUCCUAUAAUCUUUAAUAGCUUGUUUCCAGGCUCUGAUGACAAAAGUAAGAGCCUGUUUACAAAAUCCGAUGAUAGAAAAAAGAACUUGCUUACAGAAUCCGAUGAUAGGAAAAAGAAUUUGUUUCCAGAAUGCAGUCGCCUGCGUGUAUUGUCACUGUCUCCUUAUCAUAUCACUAACCUGCCUGAGUCCAUUGGCAACUUAAAACAUCUACGCUACUUGGACCUUUCUUACACUGAAAUUGAAAGUUUGCACGAUAGAGUUUGUUCUCUGUAUAAUUUAGAGACAUUGAAGUUGUCAGGUUGCUUCCAACUUUCCCAGUUGCCUACAGACACGUGCAAUCUUACUAAAUUGGAGUAUCUUGAUAUAAAGGGAUCAAAUGUUAAGGAGAUGCCACCACAAUUCGGUAAUUUGACAAAACUUCAGUCGUUGACUACGUUUGUUGUGAACAGAAAUAGUGGGUCAAGGAUUAGUGAGUUGAAGAAACUUUCUCUUCUUCGUGGUACUCUUUCCAUUGAGGGCCUGCACAAUGUUUUUCAACCAGCAGAUGCCUCAGCGGCCAAUUUGAGGGUUAAAAAGCACCUGGAUGAGUUAAUUUUCAAGUGGGCACCUGGUACUCAUAUUGUACAUUAUGAAACUGUGGUACUUGAAAGGUUACGGCCUCAUGAAUAUUUGAAGAAGCUCCGCAUACAACACUUUGGUGGUUCAAACCUUCCAGACUGGUUAGGGGAUGCCAUUUUCUUCCAAAUGGUGACCCUGCAUCUUGUUGAUUGCGAAAAUUGCGCUUCACUGCCGCCACUUGGGAACCUACCCUGUCUAAAAGAACUCCACGUUGAAAAAAUGCGAGGACUACGACGCUUGGGCCCUGAAUUUUAUGGAAACAAUCCCAGGCCAUUCAGAACCCUGGAAAUUUUGCGGUUUCUAGGGAUGCCAUAUUGGCGAGAAUGGUUACCUUAUUUAGAUGAAGGUGGAUUUCCUUACCUCCAAGAGCUCACUCUGCAUGGAUGUCGACAAUUGGUUGGGAAUCUACCCAACCAUCUUCCGUCCUUGGCAAAGCUUCACAUAAUGGAAUGUAGGCAACUGAACUUCGUUCAAUCGAAUGGGAGAAACCGGUAUUCUACGCUUGAGCAUUUUCACAUAAGUGGAAGCUGUGAUGGCCUUCAAACCUUUUGGUUAGGCGGGUUGGCAAGACUUGUAAAACUUAAACUCCAGGAUUGCAGAUUUCUUAGAUCUAUCGAGAUGCAAAACGAGCAUGAGCAUCUCCCAUUUCUUCAAAAAUUGAAAAUUGAAGACUGCCCCGAUCUGGGAAACUUCUUUGGAAGAGGUUUGCCAUCUCUCCGGAUGUUAAAAAUAUCUCGUUGUUCAAAUCUCUUCAAUUUUGGGGAUGGUGGUCUACCAACCAAUCUCCAUUCAUUUUGUUUUGAGGAAUGCGGGAACCUCCCACCCCGGGAAGCUUGGGGUCUGCAAAAUAUGGCCUCACUCAUAUUUUAUGAGAUUGAUGGUGUCAAGGAACAACUAAGAGUAAUGAAUGGCGAUGAGGCACCAGGGAGACAAAAUCAGUCUGUUUCUUGCACUUUGUCUCAUCAUCUGCUAGCCUUCAACAUGCCUGGUGUAUCUACUUCCAUUCGGGUUCUUUUGGGAAAGCUUCAGUCGGUUCUAGAAUCAGACUUCCCAAAAAAGCAUAAAAAAUCUGCUUCAUACUUGGAAAUGCUUCAAUCGAGGCUGUCGAGUAUUAGCGCUGUGAUUUCGGGUGCUGAGGAGCAGCAAAAAGAAGAUAACAGCGUGAAGUAUUGGCUUCAGAAGCUCGAAGAUGUUGUCUACGACGCAGACGAUCUUGCGGAUGAGAUUUUGUACGACGACACGAGAAGCAAACUGGAAGGUGAAUCUCAAAAAGUACUAACAUCUUUGCCACGCCAGUUCAUUCCUUCUUUUGGGAAACAAUAUGGAAAGGGUAUGAAAUUAGAGAUCAAGCAAAUUGUGAAAGUUAUUGAACUCCUUGAUGAUGAAAAAAACAGAUUUAACUUCAAGGCAAGAAAAUACGAAGAAUUCCGAUACUCUGACAGAUUGACUACAAGUUCUUUGGUUGAUGAAGCCCAAGUCGUUGGUAGAUCUGAAGACAGGAAUAAAAUCGUUCGCUUGUUACUGUCAGGGGAUGCAAAACUUGAUGGGAUUGCCAUAGUGGGCAUGGGGGGGUGUGGAAAGACCACCCUUGCUAAGCUUGUAUACAACAAUGAUAAGGUGCGUCGGCGUUUUGACCUUCAAGCAUGGAUAAGUGUUUCCUUGGACUUUGACAUUCUGAAAAUCACCAGGGCAAUUGUUGAGGCCACUACUUCGCCUAGUCCUAAGAGCUACAACCUAGAUCUGCUUCAAAGUGUAUUGCGUGAUAGCUUAGCCGGAAAGAGAUUUCUACUUGUCUUAGACGAUGUUUGGAACGAAGAUAUAAUAAAAUGGGAUGCCCUAAAAAUUCUUCUGAAAUCUGGUGCAAGGGGAAGCAAGAUCCUUAUUACCACACGCAGCAGAAAUGUUGCGCGUGUUAUGGGCUGUUCCACUUGUUUUGAACUAAGCCUAUUAUCGCUGGAGGAAAGCUGGUCUUUGUUUCAAAAGUCUGCAUAUGCUGGGAUGGGUCAAAGUGUUCCGAGAGAUCUUGCGGAUAUUGGCAUGGAAAUUGUGAAGAAAUGCCAUGGCUUACCUUUGGCUGUAAUGGCAAUGGGGGGCCUCUUGCGUUACAAAAGGACCCGUGAAGAGUGGCAUCAAGUCCUGGACAGCAGCAUAUCAUUGACAACCGAAGCUGAGGGACCAAUUUUUCCAAUUCUGCGUUUGAGCUAUGAUUACCUCCCCGAUCAUCUAAAGCACUGUUUUGCUUUUUGUUCCUUAUUUCCCCUAGAUUAUGAGCUUGAGAAGGAAGAAAUGGUCCUCUUGUGGAUGGCAGAAGGCUUUCUAGCAAACUCUGGUGGCCAAUCUUUGGAGCAGGUAGGUGCUAAAUGCUUUGACGGUUUAUUAGAGAGGUCAUUGUUUAUACAAGAUGGCUUGUUCUUUAAAAUGCAUGAUCUUGUGCAUGAUUUAGUAACUUUUGCAUCCGGAGAAGAAUUUUAUUUAUUACAAGGCAAUCAUCCAAUACCUAAGAGGACACGCCAUAUAUCCUUUUUAGCCAGCCAAUAUGAUGCCUCUCAGAAACUACAGGGCAUUCAUGAAGCUAAGAACUUAAGGACGUUCUUUCUAAUUAAUUCUCCUUCAGAUCAUGGAUCUUGUCAAUUAAGUCCUCGUACAUUGGAGGAUAUUUGUUCAAGACAACAAAGAUUGCGAGUCCUAUCUUUAUCUCAAUAUCAAGAUGCUCGAUUGCCCGAUUCAAUAGGCAAAUUGAAGCAUCUACGUUAUCUAGACCUCUCUGAAAGUGCAUUACAUAGUUUGCCUAAAUCAUUGUGUACUCUGUACUAUCUAGAAACACUGCUGUUGACAAACUGUGUAAAACUUAUAAUGUUACCAGAAAGCUUUGUCAAGCUGUUCAACUUGAGACAUCUCAACAUUAAGGGAGCUGGUUUGAAACAGAUGCCAAAAGAAAUGAGCAGAUUGAAAAACCUUCAGACUUUGACAAAUUUUAUUGUGGGCAAUGGGCUGAAUAUCAAAGAGUUGGGUGCACUAGAUCUUCACGGAACACUGUUCAUUUCGAACUUGCAAAAUAUAUCCUUCCCAUCUGAUGCAUCUGAUGCCAUGUUGAAAGCUAAGAGAUAUCUCAAUGAACUACGGUUGGAAUGGAGCAGCAAUGAAAGCAAUCCAGCCAAGGACAUGCAGACGGUGCUGGAGAAUCUAGAGCCUUCUAAAGAGCUGAAAAAACUUACAAUUCAAUAUUAUGGGGGUACAGAGUUCCCGUCCUGGUUGUGUGACUCUUCAUUCUCAAACAUAGUGUUUCUAUGUCUCCGUAACUGCAAUAAUUGCUCUUCUUUGCCUCCACUUGGGCAGCUGCCAUCACUAGAACACCUCAUAAUUGAAAGGAUUGUUGCAGUAAGUAGCAUCGGCCAUGAAUUCUAUAGGGUGGAUGGAUCCAUUUCUAAACCUUAUCAUUCUUUGAAGACUUUAACAUUUGAAGGAAUGAGACAAUGGGAACAGUGGAUAUCACUUCAAGAUGAAGAAUUUCCUUGCCUGCAGAAGCUUUAUCUGAUAAACUGUCCAAAACUGGAGGGUGGUUUACCAAAGAGCCUUCCUUCCUUGGUAGAACUGAGGAUCUCUGAUUGUCAGAUGCUUGCAGCUUUACUUCCAAGGACUCCAGAUACUUGUAAAGUGGAGUUAAACAAUUGUGAUCAGGUGCGGCAGAGAAGUAAUGGUGAUAAUCAGUCAAGAACUAGUGAUGUUGAAGAACCAUCCCAAUUUCCUUCAAGUGUAAGUGAGAUUUCAGGUUAUCAUCAACGUGAUGACUUUUCAGACUCCAUACCAAGUAAGAAACUGCUAGAGGAUGAUUCUUUUUCAUCUGCCUCUUCUGUGACUUUCAAAGUGUCAAGUAUCACAAAAUUAAUGGACUUACCACCCAGGUUGCCCAGCCUCAAAAUUGAGAGAUGUAAUGCCUUGGAGUCCCUACCUACAGGAAUACUGGACAGACCUCUUCUUCAACGUCUUUAUAUCAUCGAUUGUGAUUCACUCAAAACCUUUCCUCAACUUCAUCAACCCAGUUCAUUGAAAAGACUUUAUAUCCGCAACUGCAGAAACUUUGAGUUUCCUCAACAUAUUGAAAUGGCAAAUCAGUUUGUUCGCCUUGAAAAUUUAUAUUUGGGGAGCAGUUGCGAUUCUCUGGUGUCCUUCUCCUUGAAUUCCUUCCCGAAUCUUAAAACUCUUAGUCUGUGGGACUGCGAAAAUCUUCAAAGUCUUUCAAUCGAGAAGGGUUUGCAAAACGAUGUAAAGUCACUUGAGGUCUUAGAAAUUCGGGAUUGUCCUAAUUUGACAACUUUUCCUAAAGAGGGAUUGCAAGCACUGAACCUGACAUCACUUGUUUUGUCCAACUGCAACAACCUCAAGUCACUCCCACGGUGGAUGCAAAGCCUCAAAUCUCUUCAGUCACUGCAUAUAAACAAAUGUAGGGAAUUGGAGCCACUUCCACCAUGGCGCCUGCCUUCCAGCUUAAAUAUACUUUGCAUCUCUCUUUGUGACAAAAUAACUCCUCAGACAGCGUGGGAGUUGCAUAAACUUCCUUCUCUUAGUCAUUUCGAGAUUGAAGGUGGAUGCCAAGAAAUGUUGUCAUUUCCGGAGGAUAGUCUGCUGCCAACUAAUCUCAAAUCUUUACGCAUCAGCAGCCUGUUGAAUCUCAAAUCCCUGGAUAAAAAUGGGCUUCAACAACUCACUUCGCUUCGAAUUCUAGAAAUAAAAGAUUGUAACGAGCUUCGUUCCUUGCCUGAAGAUGGGCUACCUCACUCUCUGCAUCAUCUUAGUAUCACGGACUGUUCUUCACUGAAUCCGAAGCUUCAAAAGAGGAAAGGAAAGGAGUGGUUCAAGAUAGCUCAUAUUCCUUCCAUCCAUGUUGGUGAUCAGGUCAUUGAAGAUGCUGAUUUCUCUUCUACAACAAUGAAUUUGUCAGACAUGCCAGUUACUUUUAACAUAAAAAAGUAAGAGUGACUUGGUGACCUCAAUCCUUAGUACAAGAAAUGUGAUAAUUAGCAAUAAAAAUUUCAUGUAAUGCUGUAAGAUGUUUUACAAAAUAUGUUUGUAAUAACUUCUAUGCACACUUAUUGCAGCAUGAGACUUUUAUCAUGUUAAAAAAAUGUUGUGCAAAGGAUUGCAAAUAGUAGUGUUUUAAACAGCAUUAACAAUAAUAUUGUAUUUAUUUUUGUUGUAAAAUAUAAUUUGUACUUGUCUUUUGCAACAUAAUACCAUAUAUGUUGUGAAAAAAUAUAUAUUUUGUUUUUACUUUUCAUUACUAUUUUGAUGCAAUUAUGCUCUAGACACUCGCCUCUCUUGAACUUGAUCACCAGGUUUGACACAAGAAGUUCAACAGUACAAACAAAUUGUUUGACUCUAUACAUUCAACUAAUACACAAUGGUAUUAUCACAUGAUCCAUAUCAUGAAUUUAUAUAUUAUGAUGCCUACAUAUCAUGAGAUUACUUAGUCAAAUCAUUGCUGUUUAUGGGAGAGGGGUAGCUAGUGAGGUUGAUUGUAUUGGAUGUUAGUUCCUAGUGUAAAAUGUAAAUAAACAAUUUGAUGCAUGCUUUUACUAGUGUGGGAUUGUUGAAGAGGAAUUGUCAUAAAGUUUGGUCAAGAUGGCUAUGGAAGCCGGAUGUUCUUUG
Messenger RNA from Durio zibethinus, 8194 nucleotides. Its product is annotated as putative disease resistance protein At3g14460. NCBI's taxonomy places the organism in Eukaryota, Viridiplantae, Streptophyta, Magnoliopsida, Malvales, Malvaceae. The record is from RefSeq and is a predicted model, not a curated record. Gene Ontology annotation, molecular function: ADP binding.